This is a messenger RNA of Danaus chrysippus (African queen), 477 nucleotides long. NCBI's taxonomy places the organism in Eukaryota, Metazoa, Arthropoda, Insecta, Lepidoptera, Nymphalidae. The record is from the annotation of a GenBank genome assembly.
AUGAAGGUCUUCGCUCCACUCUUGACUUUGCUCCUUCUUCUCUUCUCGUUAUUACCCGUCCACUCCUCUUCUGAUUCAGAGCGGAUCGGUGGUCAAAGAGGAAGUGAUCCCAUAAUCAUUGAAAAUUCAGCUCCAAUUCUACGAGGCGCCCUUGUUGAUCAAUAUAAUGGCCAGGCCUUAAUCAUAAGAUUCAAGUCACCUAGCGACAUUAUUAAGGACUCAAUAACGAACCUAGCCUUUGACAAGAUGGACCCCAAAACAGCUCAGGACUUGUGUAUAAAAAUACAGGGAGCAACUUGUGAUGAGGUCUUGAUUCGUCAGUUCCUCAAGGUCCAGAGAAGCUCCAAAGGAUGCAUCAUUGAUGAAACUCAGAAAGAACAGAUAAUUGGACUUCUAGGAGACUCGGCCGAGUCAAUCUAUGAAGAAGCUAGAAGGAUCGUUGGGCUCCUACAAAAAAGGCAACUCGCCGAGGAAUAG